This is a messenger RNA of Chiloscyllium plagiosum (whitespotted bambooshark), 7094 nucleotides long. NCBI's taxonomy places the organism in Eukaryota, Metazoa, Chordata, Chondrichthyes, Orectolobiformes, Hemiscylliidae. The record is from RefSeq and is a predicted model, not a curated record.
GGAAAAGGAACGGGAGUCCGUUAGGGACUGGCGGGAAUUGAGGAGGAUCCACAGGGGGCCGCCUUAGCAGAUAAUCACCCGUUACCGCGUCAGGUUACCGGGACGGCCGGUGGCACUAGGUAAAACUGAGAGCAAUGUUGAAGUUUAAAUUUGGCGGUCGUUGCCUUAUGGACAUUGGACCAGGUGAACCAAUCACCAAUCGGUGUUCCAGAAUGAAUUUAUUUUUCCAGGGAAAAACUUCAUUUCCAGGUCGAAUACAGCAGCAUUCUUGCUGCUUAUUGACUAGAGAAGGACUUCUUGAUGCAAUUUUCGUCCUCUUUAAUGAAUGUAAUAAUCCUGAACUGUUGAAGGUUAAACAUGUUGCCAACUUCGUGAAAAAGUACAGAGAUAUCUUGACUGAAAUGAGGGAGUUGCAACCCUGUGCCGAUGAUUUCGAAGUGCAAAGUGUGAUUGGUCGUGGUAUGUUUGCAGAAGUGCAGGUUGUACGUGAGAAAGCCACCAACGAUGUUUAUGCAAUGAAAGUGAUGAAUAAGCAAGCACUGAUCGGACAGGAUAACGUGGUGUUUUUUGAGGAGGAAUGCAGUAUCCUGUCACGCAGCACCAGUCCCUGGCUGCCAUUAUUACAAUAUAUAUUUCAGGACAAGGCCUAUAUCUAUCUGGUAAUGGAAUACCAACCAGGGGGGGACUUGUUGGCACUCCUGAAUCGUUACGAUGAUCAAUUUGAUGAGAGUAUGGCUCAAUUCUAUCUGGCCGAGUUAGUUCUGGCUAUUCAUAGUGUUCACCAAAUGGGCUAUGUUCAUCGAGAUAUCAAACCUGAGAAUAUCCUAAUUGAUCGAACAGGACAUAUUAAACUGGCAGAUUUUGGAUCAGCAGCCAAACUGACAGGAAAUAAAACGGUUAGCUCAAAGUUACCAGUUGGUACACCGGAUUUCAUGGCUCCUGAAGUACUGACUGUAACGAAUGGGGAUGGGUGUUCUUCAUAUGGUGUGGAAUGUGACUGGUGGUCUUUAGGUGUGAUUGCUUAUGAAAUGAUUUACGGGAGAUCGCCAUUUGUUGAGGGAACAUCAGCCAAAACCAUCAGCAACAUUAGAAACUUUCAGAGAACUCUGAAAUUUCCAGAAGAGCCUAAAACUAGUGAGGAAUUUUAUGACUUAUUGCAAAGUCUGCUAUGUGGAGCAAAGGAACGUUUGAACUAUGAGGGACUCAUCUGCCAUCCAUUUUUUACAAACAUCAAUUGGAACAAUAUCAGGAAUAUUCCACCCCCUUUUGUACCCACACUGGAAACUGAUGAUGAUGUGUCCAAUUUUGAUGAUCCGGAGAAAAUCUCGCGCCCGACGAUCAAGGCACGGCCGCUGAAUAAGUCAGGUUUCACAGGGGAGGAUUUGCCAUUUGUUGGAUUGUCCUUUACCAAGACAUUAGCUACACUCUCCUGCUCAGAGUCAGUGACGUCGCUGAUGGACUCACCAGCCAAGACUAACUCGCUGGAAAAAAAGCUGAUGUUAAAAAACAAAGAACUGCAGGAGACCCAGGAUACAUGUCAUAAGAUGGAUCAAGAAGUUACCCAUUUACAACGUAAACUUUCUGAGCUGGAAACAGCUCUUGAGCAAAAGGAUGUGGAACUUAAGGCAUCUGAAACCCAGAAGUCAAUCCUGGAACAAGAUUUAGCCACAUAUAUAACAGAGUGUAGUGAGUUCCAUGCUCAAAUGGAGGAAAUGGAGGUAACUGUACGACAGCUGGAGGAGGAUCUUGCUGCUGCCCGUCGACGGGCUGACCUCUAUGAGUCUGAACUCCGAGAUACUCGAAUUACAGCAGAUGAGUAUAGACGGAAAGCAGCUGAAUCCCAGCAGAAACUACAGAAGACUCGAGACCAGGGAAAAGCUGAAGUUGGGGAGGUGUACGCCAAAUUGGAAAAGAUGAAUGCAGAACAGCAGAAGAAAAUACAGGAAUUGCAGGAAAAACUUGCCAAGGCAGUGAAAGCAAGUUCUGAAGCUACAGAUCUUUUACAGAAUGUGCGUCAAGCUAAGGAACGUGCAGAAAGAGACCUUGAGAAACUACAGGGUCGUGAGAACUCCAGUGAAAGUAUCAGGAAGAAACUGGUGGAGUCUGAGGAACGCCGCAAGUCCCUGGAGAACCAAGUGAAGCGUCUUGAGAUGGUGGAGCGGAGAGAAAACAAGCUAAAGGAAGAUUUGCAGACAAAAUCUCAGCAAAUCCAACAAAUGGCUCAGAAAAUCCUGGAGUUAGAGGAGAGCUGGUGUGAGGCUCAGGCAACAGCUCAACGCAUGGAAACCAAUCUCCGACAGAAAGAGCAACUCUAUGAAGAUAAAAUGAAGGUUAUGGAAGCUCAGUUGAAGAUGGGCAUUGCUAAUAAGGAGUCCUUAGAAGAUUCUCGCCUCAGGCAUGAGGAGGACUCUCGUAAAAAGUGCAAACUGAUAGAUGAUCAGAAAGCGACGAUCAAUGCCAUGGAUUCGAAAAUAAAAUCUUUGGAGCAGAGAGUAGCAGAACUCUCAGAGGCAAACAAACUUGCAGCAAACAGCAGCAUCUUUACUCAAAGAAGCAUGAAGGCACAGGAGGAGAUGAUUGCAGAGCUCAGACAGCAGAAGUUUUAUUUGGAGGCUCAGGCAGGGAAGCUGGAUGCUCACAAUCAGAAACUGGAGGAACAAAUGGAUAAAAUCAACCAGGAUGAACAAAGCAGCAAGAACAAACUAUUAGAGCUCGAAACCAAGCUCAGGGAGGCCAGUUUGGAACAUGAGCAACAGAAAUUGGAACUAAAGAAGCAGGGGAAUGAAUUGCAAUUGGCUUUGCAGGAGAAGGAGGCUCAGAUUAGGAGUCUGCAAAGCACAAAAACUGCCCUGGAGAACCAGUUGCAAAUGGCCAAGGCAGAGUUGGAAGAGACCACUGCUGAGGCAGAGGAGGAGAUCCAAUCUCUGAGGGCACACCGUGAUGAAAUUCACAGCAAGUUUGAAAGCCUUCGAGAAAGUUGCACAGUUAUUUCAGAUCUGGAGGAACAGUUAAAUCAGUUGAGCCAGGAAAAUGCUGAGCUGAACAACCAGAACUACUACCUGACCAAGCAGCUGGAAGAGUUGUCUUGUGUUGGAGAUGAACGAGCUCAGCUCCGGCUGGAAAUGGGCAGGAUGCGUCAGGAGCUCUCUGACCAAGAGCUCCAACUCAGUAACCAAAAGCAGACAAUCGAAACAUUGAAGACAACCUGCUCAAUGCUAGAGGAGCAGGUGAUGGACCUGGAGACACUGAAUGAUGAGCUUCUUGAGAAAGAAAGGCAGUGGGAAACCUGGAAAGCUGAAUUUGAAGAAGAAAAAACACAACUUGAGCGGCGCAUCCAAGAAAUGAAGAGACUACUGGAUAUGGAAAAGCAGAGCAGAAUGCGAGCAGACCAACGUGGCAAUGAAUCCCGACAAGCUAUAGAAUUGGCUGUGAAAGAACAUAAGGCCGAGAUCCUAACCUUACAACAUUCUUUGAAAGAGCAGAAGUUGAAGGCAGAAAGUCUUUCUGAUACGCUGAGUGACCUGGAGAAAAAGCACACUAUGCUGGAGAUGAAUGCACGAGGCCUUCAGCAGAAAUUAGAAACUGAGCGAGAACUGAAACACAGACUGAUUGAGGAGCAAACUAAACUGCAGCAGCAGCUAGAUAUGCAUAAAACACAUAUCUUCCGCUUGACUCAAGGACUGCAGGAAGCCCUGGACCAGGCUGACCUAUUGAAGACUGAGCAGAGUGAUUUGGAAUACCAGAUUGCAAACAUGCAGAUGGUAUUCUCCCAUGAUAGAGUGAAGCUGGAAGGUACCAUCACACAACAGUCUAAAUUGAUUGAUUUCCUACAAUCAAAGAUGGAUCCACCAAUUAAAAAGAAAAAGAGUUUAUUUGGGCGCCGGCGUGAAGACCCUUCUCUGCCUGUCCAGAUUCCCAUGCAGUACAAUGACCUGAAAGUAGCCUUAGAUAAGGAGAGAUGUCGAAACAUGGAGCUAGAAGAUGCCUUGCAGAAAAUCCGUGUAGAGCUGAAAUGUGUGCGGGAGGAAGCUGCUCAUCUAAAAACAGUGGAUCAUCAGCCACAAUCUACACCAGCCACAGCCAGACACCAGAUCAUUAUGUCUGCUAUUGUACAUUCCCCAGAGCACCAACCAAAUCCCAUCACCCUGCUAGCUCCUCCCUCUGGCCACAGAAAGGAGUCCUCCACUUCUGAAGAGUUUGGUCGGCAGUUGAAGGAACGUAUGCACCACAAUAUUCCUCAUCGUUUCACAGUUGGCCUGAACAUGAGGGCCACAAAAUGUGCUGUUUGCUUGGACACUGUACAUUUUGGUCGUCAAGCAGCAAAAUGUGCAGAAUGUCAAGUGAUGUGCCAUCCUAAAUGCUCCUCUUGCCUGCCAGCAACAUGUGGGCUCCCCACAGAAUAUGCUACACAUUUCACAAAAGCAUUUUGCCGUGACAAAAUGAACUCCCCCGGUUUGCAACUAAAGGAUCCAGCAGCCAAUGUGCACCUGGAAGGCUGGAUGAAGGUUCCAAGGAAUGGAAAACGAGGGCAACAGGGUUGGGAGCGCAAAUAUAUUAUCCUGGAAGGAUCAAAAGUUCUCCUUUAUGAAAAUGAUACAAUAGAUGGGCAAAGACCAAUUGAUGAGUUUGAGCUAUGUCAGCCUGAUGGAGAUGUGACAGUUCAUGGAGCUGUUGGAGCCUCUGAGCUUGUAAACACUGCAAAAACAGAUGUGCCUUACAUAUUAAAGUUGGAGUCCCAGCCCCACACAACCUGCUGGCCUGGUCAGACACUCUACAUGCUGGCUCCAAGCUUCCCAGAUAAACAGCGUUGGGCCAAUGUAUUGGAGUCUGUUGUGGCUUGUGGGCGAAGAUCAUGUGAAAAAGCAGAGACAGCUGCUAAGCUAUUAGGAAACUCAUUGCUGAAAUUGGAGGGAGAUGACCGUUUGGACAUAAACUGCACUGUGCCACUCACUGAACAGAUUGUGCUGGUUGGUACAGAGGAAGGUCUAUAUUCAUUAAAUGUUGUGAAGAACUCCCUGGUUCACAUCCCUGGUGUGGGGUCAGUGUUCCAGCUUCAUAUCCUGAAGGAGCUUGAACGACUCGUCAUGAUUGCAGGAGAUGAGCGAACCCUCUGUCUGGUGGAUGUUAAGAAGGUGAAACAGUCGUUAGCUCAGUCUCACCUGCCAGGCCAACCUGAGCUUGUACCUACAGUCUUUGACAGCCUGAAAGGAUGCCAUCUGUUUGCAGCAGGGAAAACUGAGGCUGAACCAUGUAUCUGUGCAGCAAUGCCAAACAAAGUGUGCAUCUUACGUUAUAACGAUGGGCUUGACAGCUUCGCCAUUCGCAAAGAGAUCGAAACAUCUGAGCCUUGCAGCUGUAUCCAGUUCACUGGGUAUAGCAUCAUCAUUGGUACCAACAAGUUCUACGAGAUAGAGAUGAAGCACUAUACGCUGGAAGAAUUUCUGGAUAAGAAUGACAUGACCCUGGCCUCUGCUAUUUUUGCUGCAUCUUCACACAGUUUCCCAAUUGCCAUUGCUCAGGUGAAUACCAGUGGGCAAAAGGAGGAGUUUCUGCUCUGCUUCCAUGAAUUUGGUGUCAUCGUUGAUUCAUAUGGAAGGCGUAGUCGCACUGAUGACUUGAAGUGGAGGCGUUUGCCUUUAGCAUUUGCUUACAGAGAACCUUACCUGUUUAUAACUCAUUUCAACUCGGUAGAGGUUAUGGAGAUUCAAGGUCGCAAUUCAGUCAGUGCUCCAAGUCGUGCUCAUUUGGACAUCCCGAAUCCCAGAUAUCUCGGCCCUGCAAUUACACCUGGAGGCAUUUACAUGGCCUCAUCCUAUCAAAAUAAACAGCGAAUUAUCUGUUGUAAAGGAAACUUAGUGAAAGAAUCAAGCAGUGACCAGCAGGUUGCGAUCAACAGCCGCAGGUCUCCUUCCCACAACAUGGACCCUGUUUCACCAACAGCAAACAUGACAAUCCUUUCUCCCUCUGUGACCAGUAGCAGCCCUAACAAGCGCGGCCUUCCCUCCUACAAUGAGCACAUGUCAAAGAAAUUGGCACCUGGCCCAAGAGAAAAUUCACCUCAGGAUUUGAACAGAUCUGUCAGGUACAGAGAAGGUAGACAAGAGGUGAGAAGAGAGAAAUCACCACGCAGGGGCUUGGAGAGGGAGAAAUCUCCAGGCAGACCUUUGGACCCCAGUAGGGAGAGGUCACCAGGAAGGAUGUUGGAUGAUAACAGAGGUAUCCGUGUACCUACAGGAUCGUCGAGGGCCCCAGUUACCAAGACCUGGGACCAGUCUGCUGUGUGAGUCCAGUGCUAUGUUACAGAUGAAGAGGCGUGUACUGAGCAUGUGAAUUCCACUCUUUCAGCUGUUGGAAGAAUAACUAUGGAGAUCCACAGGACAAACUAAAACUACGCACGUUUGUUCGCUUUAGUCACUAAAUGUGGGAGGGUGGGUGGGGGAGCAAUGUAAAUAUUAAACUGCUGCUCGCAAGCUACCUUAUGACUGGCUAUCAGGAGUAUGGAUGGUAACUGUUUCUAUAUGGAAGCUGAUUCAUUUAUUUGAGGGUGAAGGACAUGAAUUAUUAAAUGCACAAAACGAGAGAGAAUUCCCUAUGUCUUGUGAUACUCAUUUGACAGCAGAAUCUUCUAAUCCUCUCCAGUGAAGGUCUAGCUGGACUUUUUGGGUAUUGAUGGAAGAUCGGGAUGCUGUUUUGACUCAACAAUGCAGAUUAACUGUACACAGUUCAUUACUUGAAUUUUAUACAAUGGUCAUGAAGGGAUCUGAACAUGAGAUCGCAGCAGGACUGAAUAUAUAUUUUGUAAUAACCUAUAGCUUUUUGCUAUUUAAUCUUUUUCUCUGUCCUGCACUGCUGCUUUGUCCUGGAUGUACAGACGUUCACUCAAAUACAAUUUACCGCAGAUUUUUGUACUAUGUUUCACUGAUCUGUAUUGAAAAUUUCCCAGUUCUGAAGUGCGUUCCUAAUUUUGUGAUAUGACUGUUUUCUUCCUCUUUGUACCCUGUCACUUGCGAAUAUGCAAUGCGUGAGAUGAGAGGUUGAGUCACAUUUCUGGUGACUCAUUUUCCAUAAAAGUGCUUAAUUAAAUUCUACACUAA